This is a messenger RNA of Sparassis crispa, 1368 nucleotides long. Its product is annotated as Probable acetate. Gene Ontology annotation, biological process: acetate metabolic process; phosphorylation. NCBI's taxonomy places the organism in Eukaryota, Fungi, Basidiomycota, Agaricomycetes, Polyporales, Sparassidaceae. Gene Ontology annotation, molecular function: acetate kinase activity. The transcript is spliced from 5 exons. Bases 1 to 1368 code for a protein of 455 amino acids. The record is from RefSeq and is a predicted model, not a curated record.
AUGUCACUCUCUACCCCGGCACAUACGCCCCAGAGCGGCCUAAUUCUCGCGGUCAACGCUGGCUCUUCCUCACUCAAAAUCUCACUUUUCCACCGCGUCUCGGACAUAGCGCCUGAAAAGGGGUCCACUCACGACGUUGUGUCUCUCCUGCUAAACUCGAAUGUCUCGAAUAUCUCUGCUCCUCCCGCGUCUUUCACCUUCUCCCUCGUUUCGCACCGGGAGGGCCGUGAGGCGAACAAGCAGCCCGUCGAGUCUAUCAAGGACCACGCAACCGCGUUCUCUCACUUUCUUGACUACCUCAAAGAAGAGGCGAGCAUUGACCGCACUGAAAUUGUGCACGUAUGUCACCGUGUUGUCCAUGGCGGCGACUACUUGGAGCCUGUCGUGAUCACGGAGGAGAGCUACCACCAUAUCGAGACGCUGUCGGAUCUCGCGCCGCUACACAAUGGUGGAGCAUUGUCGGUCAUGGAAGCGUGCAUCGUGGCCCUACCUAGAGCCAAUUCAAUUGCGUACUUCGACACAUUGUUCCACCGACCCAUCCCGGAACAUAUCGCCAGCUAUGCCAUCCGCCAGGACAUUGCAAAGAAGCGGGGCCUGAAGAAGUACGGCUUCCAUGGGCUGAGUUACUCGUAUAUCCUCGAGGCAGUCAGCCAGUAUCUGCAGAAGGACCCGUCCGAGAUGAACCUGAUCGUGAUGCACCUCGGUUCGGGCGCAUCCGUCUGCGUGAUCAAGAACGGCAAGGCGUAUGACACGACGAUGGGGCUGACGCCCCUGAACGGGCUGCCGGGCGCGACGCGCAGCGGGACAGUGGACCCGUCGCUUAUUUUCCACUAUACGAAUCGCGCGGGGCGCAUCACCCACGACCGGCGCCUGGCGGUGGACGUGCACGUCACGUUGGCGGAGGACAUUCUCAACCGCCGCGCGGGCUGGGCCGCGCUCACGGGCACCGCGGACUUUGCGGUCAUCGUGCGCAAGAUGAAGGAGGCUGGCCCGGACGCGAGCGGCGGAUGGGACGGCGAACAGAAGUAUCGGCUAGCAUUCGAUCUGUUCGUCGACCGCAUUGUUGGGUACCUCGGCUCGUAUUUUGUCAAGCUUCGCGGGAAGGUUGACGCGCUUGUGUUUUCGGGCGGGAUUGGCGAGCACAGUGUGGAGCUGCGCGAGGAGGUUGCCAGGAAGGUCGCAUGUCUUGGGUUCGUGAUAGACGAGAAAGCUAACGCGGAGGUGGGUUCAGGCGACUGGGUUGUCGCUGAGGUUGGCGCGAACCACGAUGAUGGGAAGCGGAUGCUCGUGUGUCAGACUGAUGAACAGCUUGAGAUGGCGAAGGAGUGCGCGCUCGAAAGUCGGUUCUGGGAGCAAGUGCUUAACUGA